This is a messenger RNA of Elaeis guineensis (African oil palm), 1382 nucleotides long. The record is from RefSeq and is a predicted model, not a curated record. NCBI's taxonomy places the organism in Eukaryota, Viridiplantae, Streptophyta, Magnoliopsida, Arecales, Arecaceae.
UCUCUCUCUCUCUCCCCACGUCCCUCCCGUCCCCCUCCUCUCUCUCUCUCUCUCCGGUACUCCUCCACUGGCGGUUCAAUAUGCCAAGAAAGAAGUCAGCCAAGCCCCUGCUCCUCGUAGGAGACCGCCACCGCGAGGAAGACGACGAAACCCAUGGAGGUUGCGACGACGAUGACGACGAUGACGAGCCACCCCCCUCCGAUCCCAUCACUUGCCUCAGCCUCCUCAAGCACGACUGUUCCAAGCCCGUGGAGAAGCUGUCGGAGGCGUACGGACGGUGGCGGGAGGAGAGGAGGACGAGCGCGUGGCGGAUGGAGCGCCAGCUUCGCGCGCGGUGGACACUCGACCAACUGAUCGACUCGGAGCUCGCCCGCUUCGACGCCCACUUCAACCGAUCCAUGCUCCCUGCCCGUCCCCGCGACGUCGGCCGCCUCCUCCUGGCCCCCUGGAAGCUCCCCUUGGAGAACGCCGCCCUCUCCUGGCUCGGCGAUUGGCGCCCCUCCGCCAUCCUCUCCCUCAUCCCCGUCCUCGCCGCCAACUCCGCCCUCCUCCCCCUCUCCCCCCGCGCCCUCCGCGCCCUCGCCGAGGCCGCCCGCCGCAUCCGCGUCCACGAGGCUGUCCUCGAAGAGGAGGCCGCCGAGUACCAGACCACCUGCGUCCUCGAUCUCCCCUUCGGCCGCCGCCGCGGAACGGGCGGCGGCGGUGGUGCUGCGAGAGCGGCUGCGGCGGAGGUGAGAAAGAUGCAGAGGGUUGUAGAGCGGGCGCAGCGGCUGAGGUUUCGGGCGCUGGAGGUGGCCGUGAAGGGAGUGCUCGACCGGACCCAGGCGGCGGAGUUCUUGGUGGCCUUCGCCGGGAUUCAGGAGCUGGUCCACCGCCAGGCCGCCCGCUGGAGGGCCCGGACCGGUCCGGUCUCCAUCACCCUCCAUGCCUUAACUGCCGCCCGCUGAGCCGCCUCUCCGGACUCCGGACCGGGUCCGGCUUCGCAUGUUCUUCUGGUCCUUUCGUUCUUUCUUCUCUUCUUCCAAAUUCUGGUCUCGUUUGUAGCACAGGGUUUCUUCCAAAUUCUGGUCUCGUUUGUAGCACAGGGUUGUUGUGAGGAGUAUGGCGAACGAGACGUAUAUCGAGGAAUCCUUCCUUAGAUGGAUACCAAGAUCUUGGAGGUGGUUGGUCCAUUGGAUCAGUCCUCGUCCAUUUCAUGUCGCAUAUUCUCUAUUACACUAUUUGCUUCAGUUCUUGUGCACGUAACGCUUGGCUUCCUUCUUUUUCUAGUAGUCGCGCAUAUUCAAAUUGUAUUUUGGACCAUGCAGUAGUUUUAAUAUUAUGAGCAUCAUUUUAGGAGGAAUUAUUGGCCACACUGGAGCACGCCACUAAUCCCAAGAUGC